Rhizopus microsporus ATCC 52813 is the source of this 607-nucleotide messenger RNA. Its product is annotated as ubiquitin related modifier 1. Gene Ontology annotation, cellular component: cytoplasm; nucleus. Bases 105 to 416 code for a protein of 103 amino acids. The transcript has 3 exons. Gene Ontology annotation, molecular function: protein tag activity. The record is from RefSeq and is a predicted model, not a curated record. Gene Ontology annotation, biological process: protein urmylation; tRNA thio-modification. NCBI's taxonomy places the organism in Eukaryota, Fungi, Mucoromycota, Mucoromycetes, Mucorales, Rhizopodaceae.
GCUAGUUUGGAAUAAGACAAACAAAUAGAUAGAAAUAGACAAGUCACAAUGACGAUCCCAGAAAGCUCAAAAAAAAAGUUCUCUUUUUGAUUAUUCAAAUAAACAUGUCAGAAUUAGCUAUUAAUGUAGAAUUCAGUGGAGGAAUGGAGCUCUUAUUUAACAAUGUGAGCAAGCAUACCGUACGUUUACCAGCCACACAGAGCUCAGGACAACGUUCUACUCUUCAAGACUUAAUAUUUUACAUUCGAGAUAAUAUGAUGACUGAAAAGAAGGACUUGUUUGUUGAAAAAGAUACAGUUCGCCCUGGAAUCUUGGUCUUGAUCAAUAAUACUGAUUGGGAAUUAUGUGAUGAAUUAGAAUAUCAAUUAGAGGAUAAGGACGAGAUUGUCUUUAUUUCUACUUUACAUGGAGGAUAAAAGGAAAUAGUGAUAACGAAAAUAAAUAAGGAUACAUAUAUUAAAUUUUAAUUUUAGAACAGUUGUAAAAGCCUUCUAGAUGCUUAAUAUCACUAUGGCAACAAUGAGUCCACCGACUUUAUAGUUCCACACAAAAAUUAUUUUAAAUUCCUCUUUUUCUCAGUUCGAGCUCUGUGAUUCUUUCUUUCUUU